AUGGACGCUGCCCGGCUACGCCAGAGGUCUGCCAGUCAUAGCUCGCUGCGCAGCCAGUAUCGAUAUCAGUCCAGAAUGACCAGCUACAAUAAUCCCCGUCCCUCGGGUCAGAGACAUCCGUUACGCGGCGUCAACGGGCAUGCCGCUCUUCUGCGCUCCCCCGGGCCCCUGGAGAGCAUGCUCAAGACCACAACCGAAACCGGAGACAUCGGCAUCUUUUCCAUCAGGCCCAACUCUUCAUCAAACUUUGGGCGUCCGACGAGGUCCAGGUCGCAUCCCAGGGAGGCAGUCGUGCCUUUCCCGCCACGCCCUUCAGGAUACGAUGAGAACUACUACUACCACCCCGAGGACCACAGGAGGAUGCGGUCGUAUCGCGACACCACGUCUGAAAUUAUUUCCCUCUAUGGCUCUGAAAGCCAGCAAACGCUCUUUUCGUCCGUCUCUCCAGCCAGUCUUGAGGAUGACCCCAGAUCGUACUCCAUGACAACAACAAGCUCAAAGCGAAUUCCAUCUCAGAAGUCUACGGGUACACUGCAGAGCCAGUCAAGUGGGAGUGGUUACCAACGUCCGAGAUCUCCCUUUCCAUAUCCAACUCGACUGAAGCGCCCGGGAGUCCGCCCGGCCUCUCCAGCUCUCAGGGACAAUGGGGAUGUUGACUACAGUAGAAUGGUUGAGCUUGAUCGGUUUUCCCAGAGAACUAUUCAUGGGUCAUACAAGCCUAGUUUUUCCCAGGGCUCUCGACGGCCCCUUCCCAUGGCCUUCCGCCCCGAUGUCAAUAGGUCAACAAACUCUCUGCCAUCGAGAUCACGGCACUCGCCCUAUCUUUACGCACCAGUUCCCUGCCAUGCCAAACCGAGUAGUUCUUCUUUGCCAUGGGGAACGCCCAGGCAGUCGAGUCGGCAUCAACGAGUCUCUGCGGACCAAAGCACUCGCUCGCCUAGUCUCACGUCUAUUGUCGAGAUGUACGAUAGACCGACUACGUCGAAUUCUAACUGCGCCCCUUCCAUCCAAUCCCCUGGUCCUUUAUUCUACGACUACAGUGAGCAAUUUGAAGACGAGCCGCCUUGGGACGGGGAGAUGGACGUACCAUUACACCCCAUACCCAAGAGAGCUGAAAACAUUCGUCAAUCUCUGCUGCUAAUGAACGACAUCGAAGGAAACUUUGAUCUCGGUGGUAACUAUUCGGAUUCGAUAAAAUCUGAUGCACAGGACGCUGAGAACCCCUCAGCAGAGCCGUCUCAAUCAUCAGAUGCCGCAGCUUGCAACACUAAAGAAGCGGAAACCAAGCAAUCGGCUUCUCGUGACGAACGACAUGCUAUAGAAAGGCACUCGGCUGCCCAGUCAAGUCCAGGCGACGUCCCUUUGAUUACUAUUUCUGAUGAAGAAAAGAGCCAGGUGCAGAGCUUGCAGGAUGAUGCAUCGCCAGACAUGGAGGCAGAUGCGACCGAUAUGCUUUCACUGGUGAGCGAUUCGGCUUCAUCGAGGUCAAACUCUCCGCUGGAAACCCCUUCGAAAGUGACCGAGACCAAAUUUGACGUGCUGAGCGAAUCUCGGAGCCAACAGCCGUCUCAGGAUGGUUUUUCCAAGCUGAGAUAUUCGCUGGAUCCAGCACUCUCCGAAUUCGCUUCAAUCGUGACAUCCUUUGAUCGAUUAGGACGAGUACCAUCCGCCAACGACAGCGAGGCUCAAUCCAUGAGCGGAGAGCGCCAUGAUGCCUCUGUGUACCAACAAGGCGAGCUGCAUCCCGGUGCUCUGAAACGGUCGAGUAGGUGGCCGUCACCGACACCGCCACAGAGGAUCGAGGAGGAAGGCGGCGUGUACAAGAAACGCCAUCGCAGGAACGGCGCGGCUUCGCGAAUCAGCUUAACUGGCAUCGUCCCAGACAGCUAUAUAAAGCGGACGCCUCAGCGGCGUAACAGUCUACAAAUUCUCUCACCGGAGCCAAUCUCGCCCGUACGCCAGCUGAGAGUCAAAGAGAGUAUACCUCAGCUGAUGAAAGCCUUGCCUCCGCUGCCAAGGGAAGCUGAAAAGUUAUCAGGCUAUGGUACUGCGCGUAUACCAACGCCGUGUGAUUACCUGGAGAAUGUCCCCUUGAUGUUGAGCAGAGACGGUCUUGCAGAAAUGAAGCUGCAGUUGAAAGCGAAGCAGAAGAUUGCACCACCCACCACACCGCAAGGCCCACAGAACACUCAGUCAAGAAUCAGAGUGAGAGCCUAUGCGACACCGUCCUCCUCUCUCGGCAAUUUUGGUGGUGCACCGUGCUCGGCUUCUUCUGAGAGACCAACGUUUAACAGCACUCAGGACUACUACAGCUCAGCAUCACGGUCAAGACUCCGGCUCAACGCAUCACCGAGUCAAGUCGGGCAAGGUCGGCCGGAUCAGAGCGGGCUUUCGCCAUUCAACACCCGACUGAAACAAUGCAACUCGCUGGCAGAGCUUACGCCGUGUAUCAAAAGGGGGACCUUCAAUGAGCGGGUUGAAAUGGACAGGGGCAACAAGGGACAGGUAUCGAGCUUUGAUUCGAGCAGUUGCAACUCAGUGGCAGUAGAGGGAAAGCCUAUUCAAUUUGAGCCAUCCCCUCCGCCAUCUCCUCAGCCAUCUGAUCAGUUCAAUAUCCCCUAUCCACCCUCACCUGCCAAGGCAGAGGUACAUCCGAGUGCCAUCCCACCACUGAAUAGCGGUGCUGUAUUGAUCCAGACAGGCGACAGCUGCGUUGAUUACCAACCAAAAGGACCGCGCGGGCUUCGGAACAAGCUCUCGAUGCUUCGGCUACGAUUCGCCAGCACGCAGAAGUACAAUGGCACGAUACUGCCCGUCAUUCGCUCGGAACCAAAUACGUUUCCUUCCCCUGCAAUAACGUCCUAUCAAGACACAAAUGACUGGUACGACGCAGGGAUCAUUCGAAACCAGGAGCAAGCGGCUGUUGAACCGGAGAAGGUGGAAUGGCGCGUCAAGAGGUGGGCAAGAGAUGCUAGGAAGGCCGUUCGUCUAUAUGUCAAGAGAACCCUGGAACGGUCUCCCAGGGCAAGCGCGUGA
Molecule: messenger RNA, 3036 nt
Organism: Trichoderma citrinoviride
Lineage: Eukaryota; Fungi; Ascomycota; Sordariomycetes; Hypocreales; Hypocreaceae
Exons: 2
Coding region: 1-3036 (1011 amino acids)
Source: RefSeq, a predicted model, not a curated record